Messenger RNA from Scomber japonicus (chub mackerel), 1334 nucleotides. It is a transcript of the gene abrab, whose product is annotated as actin binding Rho activating protein b. The coding region runs from base 1 to 1254 and encodes 417 amino acids. The record is from RefSeq and is a predicted model, not a curated record. Gene Ontology annotation, biological process: positive regulation of transcription by RNA polymerase II; positive regulation of Rho protein signal transduction. Gene Ontology annotation, molecular function: actin binding. The transcript is spliced from 3 exons. Lineage: Eukaryota; Metazoa; Chordata; Actinopteri; Scombriformes; Scombridae. Gene Ontology annotation, cellular component: sarcomere.
AUGUCAGAAAAACAGAUUGGCCAAGCCUCCCAAAGGAAACCAUCCACUAACAGGAACAUCAAGAAGCUCCGCACCAUUAGCAUGGUAUGCAGCCUGACGAGCAGCUGGCAGCAAUGGGUGACAGAGAACGAGAGCAAGCAGGCCACCGAACCCAGUGGCUGGUGUCCCGCUUGGCUGAAAGAACCAAAAGAAGAACCUAAAACGACAUGGGUCCCCAAGGAGCCUCUGCCUGCCCAAAACCAGCCAACAGAAGCCCCUCAGAAUCAUGCAGCUGACGAGGCUCCAAAGACAUCAACUCCUCAUGAGGAGACCCAAGAUGUAGCCAAGACUGAGGUGGUCAAGGCCUCAGCUGAGACACCAGUUGUGUCUCCUAUCAAGACAAAGGAGGUGGUGAAGACUGCGACUAGCGGGGCUCAGGAAAAAAGUGCUGGCAUCGAGCUACUCACUGAGAGGAUCAAGAAAGAGACUCUGCCUUCAGAUGAGGAGAUUGACAAACUGCUGAAGAAGAAAAGCUCACCAACACUGCGCAGAAAGUGCUCCAACAUGGUGUCUUCACUGACCAAAAGCUGGAAGCAGGUAGAGAAAGAACGGAAGCUUGAAAAAGAGGAGGGAAGACCAGUAGAGGAACCUGCAUGCAGUGUUGAUGGAGAGGACAGUCAACACCCUGAUGCUGAAGUAUCCAGGACAGUGUCUAUGAAAGAGGCAGAAGAAAAUGACUCUGAAGAAGAUUCUGGGUCAGAAGUGAAGAUCAAAAAAUCCUCAGUGCCUAUGUUCAAAAAGGAAGCUGAGGAUGCCAAUAAGAUCAACGCCCUCUCCAGUAAAUACAGCGCUGUGGGAAAUCUCAAGAGCCGCUGGCAGAACUGGGCCUCCGACCACACCGUCAACCAGAAACUAAACCCCUUCAGUGAAUACUUUGACUACGAUUACUCCAUGUCCCUCCGCCUCCAAAAAGGCCAAGAUGGUUAUGGACGCCCCAAGGACGGCACUAAAACAGCAGAGAGAGCCAAACGUGCCGAGCAACACAUCCACCGUGAAAUAGAUGACAUGUGUUACGUUUUACGGACUAUGGCUGAUCCGGAUCCAGACGGGAAGACCAGAGUUACGUUCGGAGAGCUGUUUGACAGAUACGUCAGGAUCUCUGAUAAAGUGGUGGGGAUUCUGCUGAGAGCUAGGAAACAUGGGAAAGUGGCAUUUGAAGGAGAGAUGCUGUGGCAAGGCCAGGACGAUGGGGUGAUCAUCACUCUGCUGGUGUGAUAGUGACACCUGGGUCAAAGCUGUUAUUGGAAAUCCUCUUAAAGCUACUUGGCUGGCACAAUGGAACUUGAGAACUAAUC